Messenger RNA from Rhizoctonia solani, 381 nucleotides. RefSeq lists its product as uncharacterized. NCBI's taxonomy places the organism in Eukaryota, Fungi, Basidiomycota, Agaricomycetes, Cantharellales, Ceratobasidiaceae. The record is from RefSeq and is a predicted model, not a curated record. The transcript has 3 exons. Bases 1 to 381 code for a protein of 126 amino acids.
AUGUCCUCAGAGGAGAACUUUGAUACUCAUGACUCUGACUGUCCCCAUCCUCGGGGUAGACCCGAAUACGGCGUCGAAGCUCGGUGUUUAAUCUAUCCUCCUGACACGAGAGUACGAGUUCAGUUCAAUGGGUCUUCUUAUGAAGCUAUCAUUGUAAGCGCAUUUGCUUGGCUCUUUUGGAACGUUGCCGAGUCCCGUGCUAAGGUGACGGAGAAUGGGAUAAGAACCACAUCAGAAAUACCACCUUGGUUAUCCUUAUGUGGCAUUCUAGAUUUAACAUUGCCCCUUCAGAACGUCGAACCCAAUGGAUACGUUGUCAGAGACAAUAAUGGGAACUACCAUCAUGUCCAACACGGCGAAAUCCUACAAGCGAUUCCCUGA